GUCGCUGCCAUUAAGACCCUACUCGGAGUCGUGCAGCGCUCUCGCGCCGAAACCAUGAUGGGCCUCCAGGACGAUCUCAAACAAGCCGCCCAGCUCAUGAUGGACAACUUCGCCACACACCGCGACAGCGGAGCGGGUCGUUCGCAUAUUGCGCUACAGUCCGGCUGCGCCAUGUUCCUCAAGUACGUCACCCGCACCUUCCUCGAACUCUCCGAUUUCGAAGCCUGCCGGCAAGCCGUACUGGAACGCGGCGAGCGAUUCCAGAUGAUCAGUCUCGCCGCGCGGGAUCGCAUCGCCAAGGCCGCCGUGGACUUUAUCCCACCCAACGCUACCGUACUCACCCACGGAUACAGUCGCGUGGUCGCCGCAAUACUGUCGCAGGCGUCGCAGUCCCGACACUUUAGUGUGAUUGUGCUGGAAGGCCGUCCAGACGCCAGUGGGCCGAAGAUUGCGCAGUUCUACGCACGCGAAGCCCAUAUUCCGGUCAAAAUUGUACUGGACGCCGCCAUGGCCUACAUUAUGGAACAAGUCGAUAUUGUCCUCGUUGGCGCCGAAGGGGUUAUGGAGAAUGGUGGGGUCGUCAACAAGCUAGGAACCUACACGCUAGCGACGUGUGCCCAAGCGGCUGGCAAACCAUUCUACGUUGCCGCCGAGUCCUACAAAUUUGCCCGUAUUUAUCCAUUGCAUCAAGCCGACCUCCCUCUCCAUCCAAUGGCACCGCUGGAAUUUGCCAUCGCCCUGGAUGAAUCGAUCCAAGUCGUCAACCCUCCCGUAGAUUUCACCCCGGCCAAAUUCAUUACACUGCUGUUUACCGACCUUGGAGUGCUGACGCCAAGCGCCGUAUCCGACGAGCUUAUACGUUUAUAUCAAUAG
This is a messenger RNA of Phaeodactylum tricornutum CCAP 1055/1, 873 nucleotides long. RefSeq lists its product with no specific name. Gene Ontology annotation, biological process: translational initiation. Gene Ontology annotation, molecular function: translation initiation factor activity; guanyl-nucleotide exchange factor activity. The annotation marks the transcript as partial. The transcript is spliced from 2 exons. The record is from RefSeq and is a predicted model, not a curated record. Gene Ontology annotation, cellular component: eukaryotic translation initiation factor 2B complex. Lineage: Eukaryota; Bacillariophyta; Bacillariophyceae; Surirellales; Neidiaceae.